GAAAGGUUCUCGAUGAAUAUGGUACAGAAAUAUUUAAAGAACCAACCAUAGAGAGAGAACGUCUUAAAACGGAAAGUUGGAAAGAACCUGAAGAAGUAGUGGAUCAGUUAAGUAGAAUGGAAGAUUUGGAAGAAACUGAAACAAAACCAUUAGAAGAUAUUAUACCGGUUAGAAAGGUUCUCGAUGAAUAUGGUACAGAAAUAUUUAAAGAACCAACCAUAGAGAGAGAACGUCUUAAAACGGAAAGUUGGAAAGAACCUGAAGAAGUAGUGGAUCAGUUAAGUAGAAUGGAAGAUUUAGAAGAAACUGAAUCACAAUCGCUGGGAGAUAUUAUACCGAGUAAAGAGUUCGAAGAAUACGGUGAAAUAGUCUCCAAAGAACGAAGUACGGGAGGAGAACGCGUAACUGAUAUGAAAGCUGAAGUUGAAUUAGAAGUUAUGGAUCAGUUAAGUAGAAUGGAAGAUUUGGAAGAAACUGAAACAAAAGCAUUAGAAGAUAUUAUAUCGGUUAGAAAGGUUCUCGAUGAAUACGGUACAGAAAUAUUUAAGGAACCAACCAUAGAGAGAGAACGUCUUAAAACGGAAAGUUGGAAAGAACCUGAAGAAGUAGUGGAUCAGUUAAGUAGAAUGGAAGAUUUGGAAGAAACUGAAACAAAAGCAUUAGAAGAUAUUAUAUCGGUUAGAAAGGUUCUCGAUGAAUACGGUACAGAAAUAUUCGACGAACCAACCAUAGAGAGAGAACAUUUUGAAACGGAAAGUUGGGAAGAGUCAGAGGAAGCUGUGAGUCAGUUAAGUAGAAUGGAAGAUUUGGAAGAAACUAAAAUAAAAUCGUUCGGAGAUGUUAUACCGGGUAGACAGAUCGAAGAAUACGGUGAAAUAGUCUCCAAAGAACCAACUAAGGAAGGCGAAUAUGUAACUGAUAUGAAAGCUCCGGUUGGGUUAGAAAUCAUGGAUCAGUUAAGUAGAAUGGAAGAUUUGGGAGAAAGUGAAGCAAAACCAUUAGAAGAUAUUAUAUCGGUUAGAAAGGUUCUCGAUGAAUACGGUAUAGAAAUAUUCGAAGAACCAACCAUAGAGAGUGAACAUCUUGAAGCGGAAAUUUGGAAAGAAUCUGAAGAAAUAGUGGAUCAGUUAAGUAGAACGGAAGAUUUGGAAGAAACUGAAAGAGAGCCUUUCGAGCAUAUUAUACGAGCCAGAGGGAUUUUCGAGGAGCACGCCAUCUCAGUGUCUGAAUUCACACAGGCUAAUAAAGAACAUGUUUCAUCUCAAAAUAUGAGGUAUAAAGUUCCAGUACGAAGUAAUGAACAUACAAAGCAAUAUGGAGAUAUACAUGUUGCAGAUACAAAAACGGAAUGUUUUCAAACAAAAUUAGUGAAAUUUGCGAGGGAUGCAACAGCAGUAGCAGGAGGUAUAGUAGCAUCGCCUAUUGUUCUUGCAAAAUUAGGAGUAUCAAAGGUGUAUGAUAAUAUUUCUGGAGACGAUGGAGAUAUGCAAAUGGUUAGCGAAAAAGCCUCUUCUAUGAUUAAACGGGACGGACUGAAAGGUAUACAGUCUGAAGCUGACGAUGUGAAUGAAGAGAAGACUUCCGUACAAUGUGAUGAUAACAUUGGAAGAAACGUGCAUUUAGAACUAUCAAGAGAAGAAUAUGUACCAAUAAAAGAACAUCAAAUUACGCUUUCUGUGGAAGUACCCUCAACAAAACGUGUGAUGCAGGAAUAUGUCGAUGAUGUCGUACCAACUGCGGAAGGAGAAAAUAGGUCUCCUGAAAUAUACAAAACGACAUUAUUUGAUCAUGAAAUUUUAGAACCACGAGCAGAAAUACAAUAUCAACUUUUUACAGAAAAAGAUUCCAAUGAAAUAAAAACAAAAUCAACCGAGGAUAUUGUGGCAGAAUAUUGUGUCCUUCAAAACUUCGAUAUUUCACUAUCCAAGGAAAUAAUUACAAGAGAAGACGAAGAACCCUCAGAAAAGGAAAUCAGAUAUCCUAAAAAAGAGGCUUCGAUGGAGGAGAUGCUAAGAAAAGAUUUGAAGAGAACCGAAGCCCAAAAAUUCAAAGAUAUUUUGCAGCAGGAAUGCGGUGCUUCAAUGCUUAAAGAAUUAAUAACGGAAGAAGUACUUAUGAUGAAGCAAAAAACAUUUUUGGAACAAGAAUAUUCAGUUCCACAAACGGAAGAAAAGAAGCACAUACCUCUCGAAGGAAAGGAAUCCAUUGUAACUCCAUCAAUUCUGUAUGAAAGGAUAGGAUCUGAAGGAAGUGCUUGCAUAUUAGAAAAGGAGAUUAAAAAUCAGCAGCCGAAAAUGGGAGACUCUGAAGAAUUCGAAGUAAAACUAUCCGAGAAAAGGGUCUCGAAGAAUGCAAAAUCUGAAGGGGUAGGAUUUGAAAGAGUGGUAUCUCAGAAAUUUGCAGAAGAGUUGGGAAUAGUCAAGGAAUAUGUAACUAUGGGAGACAAUAAGGAGGAUCGCUUUGGGAUUGCUGAGGAAGUUAUUAAAGGACAGAUCGUAGAAAAAUCCCUAACAGAUACUAUUUGUUCCUGUAGUGAUAAGGAAACUGAAUUCUCCGGAGAAGCUUCUAGUGAUAUAGACAGAGUGAAAGAAAAGGCUGGGAAUGGUGAAGCAUUUUUGCGUUCACCGGAAAUACAAUCUGGAGUAGGGACUGUUGGGGUUGCACCAGCGAAAGAGAAGGAAAAGUGUAUAGACACAGAGUCGUUUCUAAGAGAUGUGCUGAUUUCAAGCAGAGUUUCGUUUGCAGAUUUGGUAGAUGGUCUUCCGGCACAUAAAGUGGAUGAUAUGAUUGGAACUGAAGCAGAACAAUCAAGAACAGGAGACAGAAAUUUGCAGAAAAUGGGUGAGUCAACAUUUAGCCUGACAACAGAAUGUUUGCUGACGAAAGAGGACAUUGUGGGACUAAGCAAGGAAAAGAUCAUAUCGCAACAGAUGUGCGAAUCUUCGAAGGAGGGUGUGGAAAAGCCGCCAGAAUAUCAAUUAGAACAAAACACCAUUUACAAAAAAGUGACACCAGUUGAAGAAACUGAAAAGGUGGAAGAACGGAGUCCGUUCAGAUUCCCGAAGAAGAAGGGAUUUGAAACAAAAGAAGUACUUUCGGAAUCUAGUCCAUUUUUGGAUCGAAAUCAAGAAUGCAAGGAUAUUAUUAUAGAUGUAGAGCACAGUAAGACAAAUAGCGAUGCAGAAACUAGAAAGAAAUUAAAUUUGGAGGAUCAACCGAAAGGUCAACAGUUGAAAGAUGAGAAGUUUGCAGAGGAAAAUGGAACGGUUACUAGAGAAAUCAUUUUAACACCUGCUGCAUUGAUGACCUUUGACACAGUAAAGGUUUGUGAUUACUCUACGAGAAGCGAUAUAGGUGAGACAUCGAUCAAGCAACUUCCUGACACAGAUUACCAACAGCUUACACCGCCAACAGCUACUGAGCAGCAUGAUGAAGCUGCUAUGAUGCAAGCAAUUGUGGCAGAAAAACAAAUUCUCAAAAAAGAGAUCGAUUACGAUCUAAUUAAAAAUUUAAAUGAACCAGUACAAAGUGAUGAAAAAGUGGGAGUCGACAGCAUGAAAAUAAUUGAACCUUUUGCAGUUGAAACCUGUUUAGAUCGAGGUUUGAUUAAAUUGGAUGAAUCUGAAUCAGAAAUAACCGUAUCGAACGCACAAGAUAAGCUCCGUUAUCCAGCUAUGGAUAUACCAUCUCCAGCAGAUCAAAAUGCUAUUUUUAUUUCUUCAGAUGUUAAAAUGAAUAUUUCACUACCAAAAAAUGUGUAUAAGGUAUCCGAAAAUGGUUACAUGGAUGAAGUCUUGGUAGGGAACCUUCGCGUAGGAAUGCAAGCAGAUGUGAAGGAAGAAGUGGUACAAGACGAUAAAGUUCAACCGGUAGUGGCAGCAUCGAAUGAAGGAGUAGAAGAGAGAGUGACAGUGAGGACUGAACUAGCAGAAAGUAAAGAAAUAAGUUUUAAUGAAAUGAUGUCAGAAGAGGAAACAUCGUAUGAAUCUGUCUUAAACGGGACGAGCUGUCGUAAUUUAUGUGUUGACGAAAAAAUGAGACCGUUCUCUGGAGAAGGUGAAUAUCCGUGCGAAGUGACUGUUGAUACAUUAUGGACUCCGGAAGAGAAAGAAGGCAUUGAUGUGGAGGUAGGACUGGAAAAACAGGAAUCUUUCUACACAGAGGAAAUAAGGAUGUACCCGAGCGGCGAUACGAUUAAUGUUGCAAUGAGGAAAGAACGAGUAAGUGGAAACAUAGCAGAAGAAGGUGAAGAAGAGUCAAACGUUGAGAUAAGUGGCGGUGGUGAUGAAAGCUCUCCAAAGUUUGAGGCUAUGAAAUGGAAAAAGCUAACAAACAGAUCUGAAAUGACAUCAGAAAGGAAUGAAUUGAUUGGGGACAUUGAAUGCGAUAAGGAAUUCAAAGAGCAAUUUACAUUUAAAGUACCUGAAGCGUAUAAGGAAGAAACUGAAUCAUUUUCGAUAGAUCGUUCUGAACCAAAAGAACAUGAAAUUAAGCUUUCUGAAAUCACUGUUGAAAAGAAUGUUUUCGUGGAGUGUCAAGGAGAAUUCAUCAUUCAAGGGCAACAAAUAUCAGAGCUAACCAGGAAUGAAAAGCUAAAAGAAAAUGUUGAUGCAAUGUCAUUAGAAAUGUUGGAUCGUGAUCAAAAGGAUUCUGAGAAGAGAUUAAUAACCGUGGAAGGUGAUCAGGAGUUAAUUAAAGAGGCACAAGCAGUGCAGAACUAUGAAGAGAUAAAAUUUUUUAGUGGUGAUGGUAUUACAACGUCCCAACAACCUUUUGGUGUUUCUGCAAGUGACGAUAAAACUUUAUCCUCUAUAAAAGAAUCUCCUGAGCAGCUGACUGCUAAACAUGAUUUAAUGACCUUAUCUGAAGAAGGCAAACUAAAGGAGGAUGUUCGCAAUAGGAUGAAAACUUCAAGUUCUUGUGAACCAUCGAUGGAGGAACAGAGAAAUAUAGCAUCAAGGGCAUUUCUAGAUACUAUCGAAGUUUGUUCAGCAAUUCCUCAGCAAAGUGAAAGUAUUCACGUUUUGGAAAAGGGAUCUGCUGGAGAACAAUCUGCUGCCGAGGAUCAGGAAAGUUUUCUGGGUGCUUCAUCUGAUGUUUCCAAUAGCAGUGUGGAGAAAAGGAAAAAGGAUGAAAAAGUAUCUUAUUGUGAGGAAGGACCAAAACGUUACAUUUUAAGGGCCGAAGGUUUUGUGGAACCAAGUAAUGGAAAAGUAAUUUACGGCGAAGUAAGUGAUAUGCUUUGGCAACAAACAGAGGUCAGCGAAAACAAGAGAACUGCUUCAGGAAAACAAUUGGAUUUAGCAUUGAAAGAAAAAAGUACUGCUGAAGUGGAAAAUGAAAAGAAUUUAACUCUUUCAAAUCUUUUGGACAGAUAUCCUGCUGAACAACAUGAGUGCCGUGAGUUUACAUUGCAGAGUUUACAUUUAAACAAAGAGAGGAAAGAAGAUCCCUCUUCGUUUUCUUUUUCAUCGAUGUUCCCUUCCUAUGCAGAAGAUACUCAAACUAAAUCACUGCGAGAGAUUGAGAGAACUGAAUCAUUAGAAGUAACUACAGUUGCUGAUCAGCAAAGGAUGGACGAAAAAAUUAUUAUUAAUAAAUCUAGUCAUCUGGCAAAAGAAUGCCGAGAAAUAAAAAAAGGUGUGUGUGAAAUGGGGAGCAUAAGAGAUGAUGAUAAAAGGGAGAAAUUAGAAGCGAUAACUUCAGUAGAACCUACUUCAGAUCCUGAUUCUGAGGAAUCACUGAUAUUGAUAAAAGCGCCAUUGGCGAGGCAGAAGAUUGACAGAGAACCAUCUGAAAUGGAUGAGAAAGCAAAAAUUGUCGGUAGCAUCGAUCUUGAAGCUAAUGCGGAGCAUUUAAUUGGCGAAAGCAUAGAAAAACUAGACCAGACAACGAGCAGGAGUAGCAAUAGCUUCAGCAUAGAUUCCUCGAUUGAAAAAUAUAGCGACGGUACAUCACCGUUCAGCAAUGAAAAAGCCACUAUUGGAAAGAGUGUACCGCAAGUUCAACAUGAGCAUGAAGAGGAUUAUGAAUCAGAUUUAAAGGAGAAAUUGGAAACCCUUGCAAAAGAAACGAAGAAAUUAAAACGACAUUUAGAGGGAUGCAGUUUACUAAAUGAAGAUGAAAAGAAUCAGAAAGAGUUUAAUAUUCAAGUAAUAGAAAUGGUAGAUGAUAUCAUGAAGCCAGUGGAAAGCUUAUCGCGCACUGAAUCCACUUACAAAACAGCGACGGUUACAUCAAGAGAUGGCUAUGAAACAUGUGUUACAUCCCAGGAGGAUACUUUCGAAACAGCUCCUAGUUAUCAUUCUCAGGAAUCUGAUUACACUACAGCAACUAGUGAAGAUAGCAGCAGAUUAUCAGGAAUGAAUGAAGAGCGUCGAGAAAGUGCUACACCGAUUGCAAUUUUCUCACCAGUGGAGUCAGAUCGUCUUUUUACUGCAUCCCAGGAUGAGGAACAAAAACCAAAUAGGCAGGGAAGUGAAAUUAUUGAUUCGAAACGUUCUAGCCCGGAUGUGCCUGAUAUUGAACUUGUAUCUGUCGAGGAUGAGGGUAACAUUCUAUUGACAACUCCUAGUGGUAUUCUCCUCGCUCCCGAUGUGGAUCCGGGACGACCUGUUUCUCCAGUUCCUCCUGGUUUCAGUGAUGAAGAUGAAAGUUUUGUCGCUGUUGCUACUGCAUCUGAUUCGUCCAGAAAAGCUGUCGAUCAACAACGCCAAGCAGAAAUCAAAAUUCUCGAUUCUAUUGUAGAGGCUCCAGGAGACGAUACUCUUGCUGACAAAACAUUUUCGUCGCGGAAACGAGAAGUACCCGAUUUGACAACCUUUCAGGAAUCAAUGCAUGCAAAUGCAAUGGAUUUUGGAAAAGAGUUUUUUCCACAGUACUCAGAUCUAUCUACUAAAAAUAAAACGAGGACUGUUCAUACAAUUGAAAAAAAAGAUGAAACUAUAGGUGUCGCAUUGCCCUCUGAGGCAGUUCUAUGUAUCGAAUCUGAUUCACUGGAUUCUCUUGAUAAGCUAUCAAUUAAAAGCGGAAGCAGUGGUAAGAAAUAUAACACGUCACGUCGAAGCAGCACCAGUUCUCGAAAAAGUUCGCAUGAUGAGCCACAAACAUUUGUUGAGCGACUUACACCAGAGUUGAAAAUGUCGUGGGUAGAAAAGAAUCAGGAAGUGGAAUCGGUUAAGCAGUCCUCGUUGCCAUCAUCUGAAGAAUAUCCAAUGUUUAUGUCUGAAAGCGAGCAGAUGAAUCCGGUAGAAGUAGAACUAGAGACAGUGGACGAAGAACCAGAGGAAGCGGAUUCGUUGAAUGGAAGAAGCGUAUCUUCAAAUGGCCAAGGGACAGAUAUCAGCGUGACAGUUGGGAAAUACAAAACGGUUUCAAGCGACAAUGUCUCUGAAACGAGUUUACAGGAAUUUGAACGAAUUGAGCGGGACGUAUUAAACAAAGGUGAAUCAAGUCUUAGUGGAAGUGAAGUAGAACUCUACGUAGCUGGGAAAUUGAAAACAGUUGAUGGAUCAACAAGCUCCUUAGCCGAAUUUGAGCGAUUGGAGCAAGAAGUCGUAGCCGAAGGUUCUCCACAAGAUGAAGUAAUGAUCCUAUCCGACAUACGUGAAGAGUCGGAAGUCGAAGAGAUGAGUAUAAGAGAUGAUGACGAGGAAGAACACGAUUCCAUUUCGGAUAUAAAAGCAGUACCAGUUGAGGAAGACACCCAAGUGGCAACACCAAUGGCUUCACCAACUGACAGUAUUGAAAGGGAUUUUGAAAAUUUUGUUCCGGAAGCAAUGGGAACGAGCAUUGAUUCUUUGGAAAUUAAUGUCCCACCAGUAUAUACACCGAGUGAUUUAGGUGGUGAAAAUUAUUUAACUGAAUAUGAAGUCAUUGAAAAAGUACAUGGAGACAUACAUGAUUCUCUUGAAAUAAUUCCGCAGGACAAGGAUUCUAUGCUUGAAGAGGCCAAUGUACGGGGAAUAAGCCAGGACGGUCAAGUGAUAUUGAGUGGUGAUACUUAUGAAGAAAAAGAUUCAUUAGCUGGUGAUAUAGACUCUAUGCUUCAUGAUUAUCCCACCACGCUAACAACGUUUGAAACGAUGCAAAUCAAGGAAGAUGGUUCUACAGAAAUAAUCUCAAGAAGGGUUCUGACUCGUGUUACUGAUCCUAUUAUUAGUCACGUUCAAUUUACUGGAACCGAAAAUGAGCAUCGAGUACGUGAUUUGGAACGUGAAGAAGAAUUUGAAACUAUGGAUAUUGAAGGCAACGUUACGCGAACAACACUUCAUCGCAAUGUUCCUUCAUCGUCUGCAGGCGCUUCACAUUCAGCUCAUCGUGGUUGA
This is a messenger RNA of Cercopithifilaria johnstoni, 8327 nucleotides long. NCBI's taxonomy places the organism in Eukaryota, Metazoa, Nematoda, Chromadorea, Rhabditida, Onchocercidae. The record is from the annotation of a GenBank genome assembly.